AUGUUUCAUCCAUAUUUUAAGAAUUGCAUUGAGGCAAUUGAUGGAACACACGUUUGUGUGAGAGUAUCUAACGAAGAUGCACCAAGAUAUCGUGGUAGGAAGAAUUAUCUAACAAUAAUUGUGUUAGCUGCUUGUUCAUUUGACAUGAAGUUCACCUAUGUCUUACCUGGAUGGGAGGGUAUCGCUUCAGACUCAAGAGUUAUGGCUAGUGCACUAGAAAGAAAUGGAGAUAAACUAAAACUUCCUCAAGGGAAAUAUUAUCUUGUUGACGCGAGAUACCCAUUGAAGGCCGGACGUAUCAUGCCUUAUAGAGGUGUGCGCUACCAUUUAAAAGAAUGGUCCUCACGCCGACCGGAGAAUCCUCGAGAGCUAUUCAACCUUCGACAUGCAUCACUAUGCAAUGUUAUUGAGAGAAUUUUUGGUGUGUUGAAGAAACGAUUUCCUAUCAUAGGAAGCAGUAUUGAACCAAUAUAUGAUGUUAAUACUCAACUUGAUAUUAUUUUAGCAUGUUGCAUCAUACACAACUAUUUAAUGGGCAUGGAUCCUGAUGAAAGCCUUAUUAAUGAAGUAGACCGAGAGUUGUUCAAUGAAACUCGAAAUGAAGAGGCUGAUCCAAUUAAGAAAAGCGAAGCUUAG
Molecule: messenger RNA, 636 nt
Organism: Cornus florida
Lineage: Eukaryota; Viridiplantae; Streptophyta; Magnoliopsida; Cornales; Cornaceae
Exons: 3
Coding region: 1-636 (211 amino acids)
Source: RefSeq, a predicted model, not a curated record